AUGUACGAGCGAAUCUACAGCGGGCCCAUCUCGAUUCGGUCCGAUUUGAGUGCAGCAGCGUUCUUCAUGGUCGGGCUCGAGCUGAGAUACUUGCGACGGGGAGGUUCUCAUGCCCUGUCACGGCACACCCUCAUGGCGCCCGGUCGCCGUGAGACCUGGCGGGCCGUGCGCGCGCGCGGCGUCUGUGGUGCUUUUGGCUUGUGGUGCCUGCUGUGCCUGUGGUGCCCUCCGCUCGCGGUGCCUCUGGUGCCCAACCUCCUGCAGGCACCGCUCAAGUUUAAUCAGGUCGACCUCAGCGCUGCGCUCGGCGCCCUGAUUCCGUCGCAGCCCGCCACCCCGUGCCCAUUCCCGGCCGGGCCGCCCCCCGGCGACUGGGGCAUCUUCCCGGGGGCGGCGGCGAAGGGCCGCGCGGUUCUGUCCCCGGCUACGGCGGGGCCCUCGGAGCUGAGCCCGCCGCGCCGCCCGCCAACGAGGUGGAUCGGCGCUGGGCCAGAGUCCCCGCCGUUCCCGCCGCCGCCGCCGCCUCCGCCGCCGAAAGCGAGCGCGGCCGACGCCGCCUACACAGGGGCGGCGGCGCCAGCCACCCCGAAGGCCGCGGCGGCCUCGCCCCCGGCUAGCCCGCUGCCCGCGUCGCCGGGCCCGCCGCUUCUGAGCCCGCCGCCCCUUUCGCCGGGGUGGGAGCCCCGGCGUGACUCGGGCAGCGGCGCUUUGUAUUUUCAGCAUCGCAGCUCAGGUCGCACUCAGUGGGAUCAUCCGGGCACGGCGCUCGUGCCCAUGGCAGCCCCGAUGGCCGUGGCCGGCGCUCCCGCGGCUGUCGGGGGCGCCGCAGGUGGGCACGCCCCAGCCGUGGCGGGCGCCGCAGGUGGGCCGACCGCGCCCUUGGUCAAGGCGCUCCCGCCCAGUUCCUCUUCGCAGCCCGCUUCGAGCGCCCUGAAGGACCACGCCACUGAGCUGGCAGCUUUGCGCCAAGAGCUCGAGCAGCUCCAAGUUGCCCGCGCAGGCUGGGAAGAGCUGGUCGGCGCGGGGGAGCGCGUCCGAGCGUGCGAGGAGGAGCGCGUCCGCGCAUGCGCGGCUGUGGCUACAGUAGUGCGGGGCGUCUGCGGGACCCUGCCGCCAUCCCAGCCCGCGCCGCUGGCGUCGCCCCCGCGUGCGCUUCCGCCCGCCUUGUCGCCGCUGCUCUCGGUGCCUAUGGCCGCGCCCCAGCACGCGCCGCAAUUGUCUAGCGCAGCUCCCCCGCCCCUUGCGGCGGGCCCCCCCGGGCCCCCCAGUGCGCUGCCGUUGCUUGACCCCGUUGGCUCGGCCGCGGCGGCGCCUGACCCGCGCCAGUUUGCCGCCCUCGGGAGCGAGGCUGAGCUCCGCGAGGCUGUCUCCGGCUGGCUGUACAAAGUCCGCGAGUCCUUCGGGCCAAAGCCCGGGGACGGCCGCGCGAAGAUCGCGGUCUAUUUCGCCUCCCGCUGCCACUCGGAGGUUGACCUCCACAAUGCUGUCAUGGCGAUGGGGGCGGCGAUUCUGGCCGGCAUGCGCCGCGGCGGAGCAGGGAAACAGGUGACCGCAGUGCCCCCUUUCGCCCUUGGGACCGGUGACUUUUCACAGCCUGGCUUAGAUAUCACGUAUUCUAAACAGCUUCGCACGCAGGGGAGUCGCGAGGCUGGGCCCCUGAUCGCUCUUGGCCGGCAGCUACGAGCUUUCCUCGCCGAAGAGGUCGCCCCCCCAUUACGUCCUGCGCGCGGGGACCCACCGCUCGUGAUCUCGCCGUUCGCGGGCCCAGCGCUGGCUGCCGACGCCGCCGGAGCUGUGGGCCCGCCGUUGGAGUUGUCAAGCCAGCAGCCCUUGCGCAUGGCCGUUUUAAACCCGGGCUGGUGUGGCUUGCUCGCCCUCGGCACAGACGCGCCCUUAGAUUGGCGGUUGCAGGCCAUGGCGCAGCUUCUGCACGAUGAGAAUAUCGAUAUUUGCACCACCCCCGGUGCGCGAUUCCCGCCGGGUGCGGCGCUGCCGGCAGGGUACCCGUACUGUUGGCUGGGCGAACGCGAUGCUGUGCGCUGCCUCGCUCAUCGCGUGCAACCCGCCGGUGCCCACGCACGAUUCUGGCACGUGAACUACCUUGUCCUCGCGGACUUGGGCCAACAGAUCUCCGUUGCUGUCAAGGAGGCCGUGGCCGUGGCCUCUGACCACCGCCUGCUGUGCUGGUCAAUGCCGUGCCAGUGUGACCGCUCCGCGCACGUAGGCCAGGCCUCUGUCGCCCAGCGCCGCGUGCUCCUGGACGUGGCCGCGUGGUCACGUGACGUGCUAUACACUCUUGCGGGCCACGCUGCGGGGGUCACCCGUGCGGUGACGUCGGCGGCGUCUCGCAAGCGACGCCGGCCCGUUGGGCCAGCCUCGGCGGAUUUCUCUGAUCACCAGGCUUUUAAGAAAGCGGCCACGCAGGCAGCCUGGGAUGCUAGGAGGGGCGCGGCCCAACGUUUUCUCCACCUUCGGGCUUUGAACCCUGGGGCUGCGGAGCGCUUCCUGUCCUCAUUCUUCGCCGGCCAAGACAGGUUUGAGAUCGCACUCGCCGACCCUGCCACGGGACGGGGAUUCAGUGCCGACGAGAUGCUCCAAGCCAUCGAGCAGGAUCUGCAGGCGAGGGCCUCCAACAACUUUCCACAUGACCGUGAGGCAUGCCUCGCCACCGCACGGGCGGUGUCCGCCGUUCGCCAGAGCGGCGCGGCUCGUGCUGGCACCGGUCUCUCCACCAGGGGCCGGCGCCUUUACUCCAUGGCUGAGCUUGCGGACGUUUUAGAGACAUUUAAAGUGGCAUCCAGCGCGCUACGUGGCUGUUAUGCCUCCGUUAAGUCACCAUGCGUGCAGGGCCGGCGCCUCACGCUAGCGUUGGCGAAUCUCUCUAGGUCCUGUGGUCUCACCAGCACAUGCUGGUCCGCGAGGCAAUUUACACCGCUUCACAAGUCGGGCCCCCGCGUGGUGCGUGAUGUCGCGUGCCUCCAGCCCAUCUCGAUCUCCACUGUCAUGUCUGCGGUUGUGGACGCCCUCUGGACACAGCGCAACCGCUCUGUGCUCACGCAAUAUUGCGGCGCUGGCCAGCAGGGCGGGGUCGGGGACCCCUUGCUUGUGUUGCUAGCGCUGCUGCUCCACGCGCAGCUCCGCGGCGCUCAAGGGCCCCCCACGUACUGGGCGCUUACUGACCUUCGCUGGGCCUUUGAUGUGGCCUCGCAUGAUGCCAUGCGCCUGUCGUCGUAUCUUGCUGGCGUGGUGGAGGACGAGUGGCUCUUGUUGGAUGAUUUCAUUCAGAUGGACAUCCAGGUUGUAGCCCUCCAGGGGCUGGCGUCUGAGUUUUUUCGGCUGCCCUGCGGCACCGCCCAAGGUAAGCGUUUUUCGGCGUAUGUGUUUAAUGCCGAGGUGAAGUGGCUAGCUGAUGCUGUAAUGGCUGUCCUGCCGCAGGGUUGUGCAACCUGGGUUCCGCCGGUCUACCGGCGCGCUUGUCCAGUUGGCGUGGACCCUCCCCCUCCCUUUCCACUCCGCCCCCCUUCACCCCCCUCCGUCGACGCGGCCGCGGCGAUCGCGACUAGCGUCUCCGCAACGGCACUGGGCGAGGGCGCGCCGUGGGCUCGAGCCGCGGCGGAACUGGCCGAGUGGGCGUGCGGAGGGGCCACUGAAGCCGAUCGUGCCGCAGCCCAGGACGCGCUGGGUGCGGAGCACUUGCAGCCACUGCAGUUCUCUGACGAUCUGACUGUCCCUUGCCCGUCCCCAGGCUCCCUCCGCGCCGUUGUAUCUGCCGAGCCAGACUCUGCGUGUAGCCGGUUUGCCCGCGCUGUCCGUGCCGACUUUAAUUACGCCUCUGGUAAAACAGCGGCCAUGGCCGUUGCUGGUAGCCCCGACCCCUGGUGGGUGGGCUGCCCCGUCGUGGACCAGAAGCUGGUGCUUGGCGUUCUCGUUGACGCCGAGCUCACCUUUCUACCCCUCCUCCGCUCUGUUUUGGCCCGCGGCCACGCGUUGUUUGAAGCGCUUUUCCACGCUGGGGAGAGCGGCGGAUUCGGCCUCCCCGUCCUUUCUGCGCAGGUCCCCCUCCGGGUCGAGAGCGCUAUCUUAUACCCUUCUCCUUUUCUGCUCUUGGCCCAUCGGGCUGAGUAUGAGUUGAAUCGCAUGCAGGCCGCGUGGGCUAGGAGGCUCCUGGCGUGCACCACUGGCCCCCCUGUGCCAGGCGAGGUGGUCGUUGCGCAAUGCGGCUGGACGUGCCGGUUGGGCACGCGGAUGCUCGAGCGAGCAAUCAUGGCGCGCGCCCGACUUUUGGCGCAGCCUCCUGACCACCCCGGCACCCGCAUGCUCGCGCUGGCGCGCCGCCUUACGUGCGCCUCCUGGGCGAGCGCCGUCGCCGCCCGCAUGGCGGAGCUCACGCCACCUGUCCUGGACAUCGAUGUCCACCCAGCGUUCCGCCACCCUCUGCGUGGCGCCCAGGGCUCUCUGCAGUUGCGUAGGUCUCUGCUGCGUGACUUCAAACUCCAGGUGGUUCGCCCGGCCCUGCGGGCGCGCGAUCGGGCCGAGUUCCAACGCGCGACCGGCGCCUGCUUGCCCACGCUCGGGAUGUCCUUUGCUGUGCUCGUCCCCGAGCCCAACCAGCUACCGAUGGCCCUACUUCUGUUGGAUUUUGGGCCACAUAUGUGGCGCGACUUUCGCAUGUGGUCCGUAGCGCGUAUGUCCGGGGCAUGGCCCCUCCCAGUCCUUGGCGUGCCGUGUCUCUCCGUCGCUCUGGACCGCUGUGCUGCUUGCGGAGCUGCGCAGGUGGACAUUGCCCAUGCUAUUUGCGGCUGCCCCAGGCAGGCCGCGCAGCGUGCCGAUUUGGAGUCUCGCGCCCUGCUCCCGCCGCUAUCGCACGCAGCCAUGUACAUGUACCAGCUCUUCCGCGAGGGGCCGCCGCCUGAAGAGAGGUGGCACCACGUUCUCUACGUGGCGCGCGCCUUGCACGACUCGAUAGGUGCCGGUCGGGGAGGGGUCGCACUGGCCGCGAGGUCUCCUGUAGCCUUCGUUUUCGAGCGCCUGUGCGGCGUCGGCGGCGGCGUUGUCGAGAUUGCCUCUACAGCCUGGCUGGUUGCCACGGGGGAGGUGUCUGACUACAGCUUUCUCGACAAGGCACCACCCUGGUGA
Prorocentrum cordatum is the source of this 5136-nucleotide messenger RNA. The record is from the annotation of a GenBank genome assembly. Lineage: Eukaryota; Dinophyceae; Prorocentrales; Prorocentraceae.